CCAGCCCCGGAUGUGGGCGCGGCCUGUGGUAGAACCGAGAAAACCUCUACCGCGGCGGUUUAGAGAGGCGGAACUGAACCUUUUUCUUAAUUAUCAUGUGAUGGGUUCUGAGUUUAAUGGGGGGAAAAGUGUGGAAAAGGACAAGAAUCCAAACUGGCGAAUUUCCUGAUCUUCGCGGCCCUCCCCGCUCUCCGGUCAGCGGCGCUGCCAGUCUCACUUCCCACUAUAUGGCAGCCUCUGGCAAGGAAAGAGACCAGCAUAGAAAAUGUCUUCUGGAAACAAGCACACUGCAGUAGGAAGCAUUUGCCAGCUAAAUAAACAAGUGCAAGUAGAUGAGCAUAAGGGGGAAAAGGGCAUAUUUUCCUUUUUUCAACCCUGCAACAGCCUCUUUAAACUGUUUAAAUGAGAAUGUCCUUGGCUCAGAGAGUACUACUCACCUGGCUUUUCACAUUACUCUUCUUGAUCAUGUUGGUGUUGAAACUGGAUGAGAAGGCACCUUGGAACUGGUUCCUCAUAUUUAUUCCUGUCUGGAUAUUUGACACUAUCCUCCUUGUCAUGUUGAUUGUGAAAAUGGCUGGGCGGUGUAAGUCUGGCUUUGACCCUCGACAUGGAUCACACAAUAUUAAAAAAAAAGCCUGGUACCUCAUUGCAAUGUUACUUAAAUUAGCCUUCUGCCUGGCACUCUGCGCUAAACUGGAACAGUUUACAACCAUGAAUCUGUCUUAUGUCUUUAUUCCCUUAUGGGCAUUACUGGCUGGGGCUUUAACAGAACUUGGAUAUAACGUCUUUUUUGUGAGAGACUGACUUCUAAGUACAUCAUCUCAUUUCUAUUGCUGUUCAACAACCUAUAAAGUGUUCUGAAUCUUUGCAAGCUUCAAGAGUACCAGAGAACUGAGGGAAAAUACCAAAUGUAAUUUUGUACUACUUCCAUAAAACAGGAUUGAUGAAUCAUGGACUUCUAGUUAACCCAAAGCUGAAUUAUUCAGUAUUUGAGUUGAUAUCCUUAUUAUCUCUAUGUAAAUAAACAUUGUUUUUGACCUCAUUUUUUCCAUAUGACUCGAAUAAACUGUUAUAUGGGUUCAUUAAAUAAAUACAGACCCUUUGAUCUACA
This is a messenger RNA of Sciurus carolinensis (gray squirrel), 1111 nucleotides long. RefSeq names its product transmembrane protein 60 (gene Tmem60). The coding region runs from base 403 to 804 and encodes 133 amino acids. NCBI's taxonomy places the organism in Eukaryota, Metazoa, Chordata, Mammalia, Rodentia, Sciuridae. The transcript is spliced from 3 exons. The record is from RefSeq and is a predicted model, not a curated record.